Messenger RNA from Tilletiopsis washingtonensis, 354 nucleotides. Its product is annotated as phosphotyrosine protein phosphatases I. The transcript has 3 exons. The annotation marks the transcript as partial. Lineage: Eukaryota; Fungi; Basidiomycota; Exobasidiomycetes; Entylomatales. Gene Ontology annotation, biological process: protein dephosphorylation. Gene Ontology annotation, molecular function: protein tyrosine phosphatase activity. The record is from RefSeq and is a predicted model, not a curated record.
AUGCCCUCCGAGCCGCCCUCCAUCCUCUUCGUCUGUCUCGGCAACAUCUGCAGGUCGCCCAUGGCCGAGGCCGUGUUUGCACACCUGGUCGACGAGCUGGGCCUGAAAGGAAGAGUGGGCAAGGUGGAUAGCUGUGGCACGGGCGCCUAUCAUCAGGGCGAAAAGGCCGAUUCGCGCACUCUCGCCGUGCUGGCGCAGCACAGCAUCGCCUCUUCCUGUCGCGCACGUCGGCUUCGCGGGUCAGACUUUGACGACUUCACCUAUGUGCUGGGCAUGGAUGCCGCCAAUGUGCGCAACUUGCACGCGCAGAAGCCGAGAGGAAGUAAGGCAAUCGUGGAGCUCUUUGGCAAGUGG